Lactuca virosa is the source of this 1961-nucleotide messenger RNA. NCBI's taxonomy places the organism in Eukaryota, Viridiplantae, Streptophyta, Magnoliopsida, Asterales, Asteraceae. The record is from the annotation of a GenBank genome assembly.
GCCCUUUCACUUUACCCAUUUCAAACGAGAAUUGUCAUCGAAGAACAGUCGCAAGUCGCAAGUCGCAGGUUCACAGUAGUCACUCCCAACGCACAAAAUCCCAAACUUCUGGGUGUUCCUGAGCUUCACAUCCCUCUUUCCUGUAUCUCCAUAGCUAUCAUCAAUACCCCAGCAGCAGCAGCAACAACAACAGCUCUUUUUACUAGCAUGUUAUGUAUGACUUGCAUUUCUGGAUCUGAGGAGUUAUAGUGAGUUCGGGCUAAUAAUUAUCAGCAAUGGGAGUGUUAGCUGAGUCAUGGUGUUUCUGUAACGGCAUAUGCAAGUCGGAGAAAACAAAAUCCACCAUAUAUUCCGGUAAAGGUCCAGCCAUGGUUAGAAUUUCCACCGGCACUGGCUUUCUCAUCCAUCGGAACCUUCUUCUUACAACUCAUGCUAUACUCCCCUCGGUAGCCGCCGCUGAGGCCGCCGAGAUCCAGCUCCAAAACGGUGCCGUUGCUUCUCUUUUUCCUCACAGGUUCUUCAUUACUAGCUCAGUUCUUGAUCUAACCAUAGUUGGUCUUGACGUCAUUGAUGGAGACUCAAAUUCACAGAUUCAGCAGUCUCACUAUUUGAAAACCUGUUCUAAACCAAAUCUGGACCUUGGUAAUACAGUAUACCUCUUAGGCUACACUGAGAAAAAUGAGCUAACAGUUGGUGAAGGAAAGGUGGUUAUAGCCACCGACAACCUCAUAAAAGUCUGCUCCGGUGGUCUAACAUGGAGCCCUGGUUCAGCCGGUUUUGAUGUCCACGGCAAUCUAUCAUUCAUGGUCUGUGAUCCAAUGAAGCUAGCCACAUCCCCAACCACAAAAUCAUCAUCAACAUCAUCUUCUUCCACUUCAUUUUCAAUCAAGAAUCCCCCAAUGCAAUUCGGCAUUCCAAUUCCUAUAAUAUUCGAUUGGUUAAAUCAGCAUUGGGAAGGGAGCCUCGACGAUUUAGUAAACAAACCAAAACUUCCGAUCAUUAGGUUGAUGUCAACAGGCCAAAAAAGCGAACACUCAUGUUCUUCAUUCACAAAAAGACGAGCUUUUAAAACGAUUGAAGAUGAAAACGAAGCAACAACUCCAACUCCAUCAUCGGAAAAUAUAACGCCGAAAACGAAGGUUCAACAUCAACCGGGGACAAGUUCUUCCCCGAUGGCUAAUAGUUUUCAAGAUGAAACGCCACCGAUUUUGACUCGCGCUCAAGGAAUCCCGACUCCCGAGAUUUACGAAUCGCCAAAAUUGACCUCGACUCCUUUUCGGAAAAACGAAAAAAGCCCUAAAACUCAAAUUCCGCUUCUGGAUAUCAACUUCCCGCCUAGAACCACCAUAGCCACCGCCACACCGCCUGUGAGAAAAAAAGUUCCGGCGAGUAAGGGAGAAAAAUUAGGGUCAAACUCAAACAUGGGAGCCGAAGCUGAGAGUUCUGUAAACGGUGCACAGAGUGAGGUCCAAUCGUGUGCAUCGCCAGUUGAGUUAUUGCAAGGGCAAAACGGGAAUUACAGCAGUGAAGGGGAGAUGACGAUGUACUCUGCAGAAACUGCUGAAAGCCAUAACUAUCCGAGUCCACGAGAAGGAAGGAAUCAGGUGGGUCGGAGCCAGAGCUGUGUGAAUUAUAACCGGUGGGGUCCGGUUCAAAGGAGAAAAGGUACAAUAGGUUAUUCACAAGGUACAACUUCUCAAAGGAGUAAUGACUUUUGUAGCCCUACUGUGUCUUCGAUUAUGAAGAAACAGAAUAACUCUGAGCGGUGGAUUAAUAGACCUCGGCCGACUGCAACUCGUUCUUCUCCAAAAUGGACGUUUUAGAGGUAAAUGAUAUCAUCGUGUAUGUUGUGUCUCAUUUUUUGAGUAUAAUGGAAAUCUCUAAAAUGUAACUAUUUUCAUAGUGGCAAAUCACAUGUACAAUGAACAUACUUUUAAGGCUUGAUUUUUAUUCUACAGAAC